Molecule: messenger RNA, 1434 nt
Organism: Penicillium samsonianum
Lineage: Eukaryota; Fungi; Ascomycota; Eurotiomycetes; Eurotiales; Aspergillaceae
Product: fungal specific transcription factor domain-containing protein
Exons: 1
Coding region: 1-1434 (477 amino acids)
Biological process (GO): regulation of transcription by RNA polymerase II; DNA-templated transcription
Cellular component (GO): nucleus
Molecular function (GO): DNA-binding transcription activator activity, RNA polymerase II-specific; RNA polymerase II cis-regulatory region sequence-specific DNA binding; zinc ion binding
Source: RefSeq, a predicted model, not a curated record
AUGGUAAACCUUUACCUUGGAGCUUUUGAAUCAACCCAUCGGAUUCUUCAUAUUCCUUCUUUCUGGGCCGAUUACCACAAAUUUUGGAACAAUACCGCAAAUGCCUCAACCGAGCUACGUCUCAAGGUUCUUCUCGUGAUUGGGAUAGGAUCAAGUAUCUAUAAAGACGACAUAGACAUUGGCUUUCGUCACACCGUCCAUCGCUGGAUAUACGCUGCUCAGGCAUGGCUUUCGGGACCAGUGGAAAAGGACAGACUUAGUAUUUCUGCGCUACAGAUUGAUUGUCUCACCAUUCUGGCUCGGCAAAUUUACUCGAUUGGCGCUGACCUGGUUUGGGCUUCAAUGGGUACACUGGUUUACAAAGCCAUGCAAAUCAAUCUGCACCGCGACCCCAAGCACCUUUCGGGGAGAUCUGUGCUACAGGCCGAAGUCCGCAGAAGGCUUUGGGCUACUAUCAUUGAACUGAUGGUACAGGCGGCUUUAGACUCGGCGAUGCCACCCAGUAUUCCAGAGUCUGACACUGAGCCUCCUUCCAACAUCAAUGAUGAUGAGAUUGGGGAGUCAACAAGUGUCCUUCGGUAUCAUCCCAAGGGUACAUACACUGCUACUUCCCUGCAGCUUCUUCUCCUUGAGUCAUUACCAGUUCGUUUACGGAUUCUGCAUAUACUGACCAGUCUGAGCUCGGAGAUAUCAUACCUGGAUGUGAUUGCACUAAGCUCCGAGCUCACAGACGCUUCGAUCUCUUACUACAACUUUCUAAAGAAGAAUGCAAGACCGAGUAUCACGCCACUCCACCGAAACCUUCUCGACUAUCUCGUUCGCCGUUUCAUGAUUCCUUUGCAUUGCCCGUUCAUUAACAAGGCUCGCACAAACCCAUUAUUGACCUCCUCGCUGAAAGCCAGCCUAGACACAGCCAUGGCCAUUAUGUCACCUGAGCCCGAUGAAGAGUUCUCCAGACUAAUGGCUACUGGCGGAGGCCUCUUCAGAGAAGGGAUAUGGUGUGCCAUGACCGUCAUCAGCAUCGAGCUGUUGGCGCAAGUUGAGGCCCAAUGUCUUGAUGGAACACUGCACCGCAAUCACAGGUAUAUCGAGCUGCUCAAAAGGAUUGUUCAUAAUCUACUUGCUUUUUCUGCUGAAAGAAUCCGUCAAGGCGAGACAAACAUCAAGAGUCACAUGUUUAUGAGCAUGAUCAUCGCCCAGGUCGAGGCGAAGGAGACGGGCGCCGAUUGCGAACUGAGCAUUGCCCAAAGUGCCAAGAAUAGUCUCGAGUUCUGUCAUGGUCUGUUACUGGUGCUGACUGACACUGCUUCUUUGGCGCAUUCGAACGACGGAUUCGGGUCAGGGGAAAGUUUCGAUGGCGAAUCUGGAGAACUUGGGACUGGGUUUGACUUGGACUUGGACUGGGAUUUCCUUCUGCCAGACGCAGGGCUCUGA